Aspergillus pseudonomiae is the source of this 1644-nucleotide messenger RNA. It is a transcript of the gene nimT, whose product is annotated as putative tyrosine protein phosphatase MIH1. Gene Ontology annotation, cellular component: cytoplasm; nucleus. The coding region runs from base 1 to 1644 and encodes 547 amino acids. Gene Ontology annotation, biological process: positive regulation of G2/MI transition of meiotic cell cycle; protein dephosphorylation; G2/M transition of mitotic cell cycle. The record is from RefSeq and is a predicted model, not a curated record. NCBI's taxonomy places the organism in Eukaryota, Fungi, Ascomycota, Eurotiomycetes, Eurotiales, Aspergillaceae. Gene Ontology annotation, molecular function: protein tyrosine phosphatase activity. The transcript has 4 exons.
AUGGAACACUCGUCCCCGUUGGCUGCUAUGCAGCCCCCAUCGGUGCUCUUCGGGCAUUGUUUUCGCUCGGAUGCAAGGACAUCCUACCCUGCGUUUGGUGUCAAUUCAAACAGUUUCAACUUCAAAGAUUUAUCUAUGAAAAAAGCCCAUGGUGCCGAUUACUUUAAUGUAAAAGGCACAUCUCCUACCGCGAGCCUCGCGGCCGAUCUAUCUCAAAACUUCCAUAUUGAUCAGAGUCCCCAAGUGGCUACUCCACGACGGUCUUUGUUCUCCUCUAACCUUUUUGGGAAUGGUAACAGACGUGAGGAAGCGAUGAGGACACCUCCACUGUCUUCCUCCCCUGCAAUGGAUAUCAUGGAAAUGUCGCCGUUACCGCACAAACCUCCAUUCAACACUUUGGAAGCUGAACUCCGCACUCCUACAAUCGAGAUUUCCUCUAUGGACACGCCCAUGAGAUCUAAUACUGCCAGCCCUCUACUGGACUCGCCUUUGGUUGGGCAAAAAGAAGGCCACCAUGAAAGGAGACGUCCAACCUUUCUUCGCCCCAGCCUAGCCAGGAGCAAAGCGCAGUCCUUUCAAUUGGGUAUGGUUAAGCCCGCACCGGAGAGCCAAGCACCGCCGUUUAAAUUCCAAAGCAAGGGAACCAAGACGUCGCUAAGCACAUCGGCUUCGUUGGAGGAUAUGUUUAAUGAAUCACCACCUCGUGAACGGUCAUCGCUGAGAAAUCAUUCGUCCCAUGGCUUGGUCAACCCGCGGCUGAGACCCCCAUUUGGCCGAGAGACGAGCCAUGUCCGUGGAAAUGGAUCUCCGUCGGCAGCAUCCAUUCGCAAAAACUCGCACCCCAUGAUGCGCCCUCGUAAACAGUGCCGACGUUCGUUGAGCAUGUUUGAGAACCCCGAGGAUGUAAUGGUCGAAAAAGAGGCUUCUUUUACAUCAAAUGCACCACUUCAGUCCGUCUGUGACAUCGAAGGAACCCCCAGCCUACAAUUGCCUCACUUUUUGCCUGAGGACCAGGCUGAUACAUUGCCUCGCAUCGACAAGAGCAUUCUCGUGGAACUCAUGGAUGGAAAAUACAACGACCGUUUCGACAAUGUCAUGAUUAUUGACUGUCGGUUCGAGUACGAAUAUGAAGGUGGUCACAUCACUGGCGCUGUGAACUACAACGACAAGGAUAAUCUUGCCGCGGAGCUCUUCGCCAGCCCUAAACCAAGAACGGCAUUGGUUUUGCACUGCGAGUAUUCCGCACACCGGGCUCCCAUUAUGGCCAAAUACAUUCGCCAUCAGGAUCGUGCUUUUAACGUGGAUCACUAUCCACAUCUUACCUACCCGGAUAUGUACAUUCUGGACGGGGGCUAUAGUAGCUUCUUCUCCGACCAUCGGACACUGUGCUUUCCCCAGAACUACGUCGAAAUGUCUGCCAAGGAACAUGAGUUUGCCUGCGAGCGUGGCCUUGGGAAGGUCAAGCAGAGGUCUAAGUUGAGCCGCGCUCAAACCUUUGCCUUCGGUCAAUCUCCCCAAAUGGAAGAUAGCCCUACUGGGAGGUGUCGCAACGGCCUUGGAGACCGUAACCGACUAUUAGGUUCUCCAUUUGCCGCAAGCCCCGUCUCCGCUCGCUUCUCCGGCCGCCGCAUGCUUUCCUACUGA